Sesamum indicum (sesame) is the source of this 1133-nucleotide messenger RNA. RefSeq names its product metalloendoproteinase 3-MMP. The record is from RefSeq and is a predicted model, not a curated record. Gene Ontology annotation, biological process: proteolysis; collagen catabolic process; extracellular matrix organization. Gene Ontology annotation, cellular component: extracellular matrix. Lineage: Eukaryota; Viridiplantae; Streptophyta; Magnoliopsida; Lamiales; Pedaliaceae. Gene Ontology annotation, molecular function: metalloendopeptidase activity; zinc ion binding.
GACGAGUAAGAGUAUUCUUCCUAGUCAUGAUGGCACUCAAACCCCUUCACUUCUUCUCCUUGGUCUUCCUUGUUUUCCUAGCCCUUUCUUCCGUCGCCAAUGCCAAGCGACAGAUGCCGAGUGAUCAAAAACCCUCGUCGUUUGACUUCAUCAAACACUUGGAAGGGUGUCACAAGGGCAACAAAACUAAAGGGAUCCACCACCUCAAACACUAUCUCCACCAAUUCGGUUAUCUUGAUUAUCCUAACCAAAUUCACGCCAAUGACGAUGAUUUCGACGAUCUCCUUGAAUCCGCCCUCAAAACCUACCAACACAACUAUCACAUCAAGCCUACGGGGACGUUAGACACUGAAACCAUCACAAAAUUGGUCACCCCUCGAUGCGGGAACCCCGACAUCGUUAAUGGUACCAACACCAUGCUCCCCAGGUCGAAGAAAACACAAAAUUCAAGCUCGAGCCCGAGCUCCAUCCACACAGUAUCUCAUUAUAGUUUCUUUCGUGGAAACCCGAGAUGGCCCCCUUCUAAAACACAUCUGACUUAUGGGUUCUCAGCCAACACCCCUACCAACGCCAUAGACCCCGUCGUCCGUGCGUUUGAGAAAUGGGAUUCUGCCACGCAUUUCACCUUUUCACGUGCCCAAAACAACCAAAGGCCUGAUUUGGUGAUAGGGUUUCACCGCCGCGACCAUGGAGACGGAGCCCCAUUCGACGGCCCAGGAGGUACCAUAGCCCAUGCAUUUGCUCCAACCGAUGGCAGGUUUCAUUACGACUCAGAGGAGACAUGGUCCAUCGCGCCCAACGCAAAUGCAUUCCACUUGGAGACGGUUGCGCUGCAUGAAAUUGGGCAUCUUCUCGGGCUUGGGCAUAGCUCAGUUGAGGGUGCAAUCAUGUACGCUAGAAUUCAACGUGGGGCAACCAAGAAUUUGCAUGCAGAUGAUAUUCAGGGAAUUAGGGUUUUAUAUAAUGUCUGAAAUCAACACUACAUAGCUGAAUUAUAUACUACGUAUGAUAAUAAGUCUCCCCAGCUAGUUGGAGUUAUGUGCUAGUACUAAGGAAUUCCCUAUGUUUGUUUCUUUAUCCCAUUUUAGUCGUAUUUUUUUCAAAUACAACGUAAUAGUUCUUCAUUUUCUGAA